Molecule: messenger RNA, 1109 nt
Organism: Cephus cinctus (wheat stem sawfly)
Lineage: Eukaryota; Metazoa; Arthropoda; Insecta; Hymenoptera; Cephidae
Product: small integral membrane protein 14
Exons: 5
Coding region: 193-513 (106 amino acids)
Cellular component (GO): endoplasmic reticulum
Source: RefSeq, a predicted model, not a curated record
UGUACGAAGCCACUUCGUGUUCGUCCAUUGGUUCUCGGUGGGCCAGUUAGAAUAUAAAACGGACCAAAGAAAUAUGGCCGCUCCGUGGCGAAUGUAAAUACGAUCGCAUCGUCCAAAUAUUGUAUCCGCAUUCAUCAUUUGCACGUCAAGCAGUUAAACAUUCAGAGUUGAAAGCAGUGCCUUGAUUUUAACAUGAGUGACAAAGGAUUUGAUCCAUGCGAAUGCAUAUGGAGCCAUGAGCUGGCAAUGCAGCGUCUCCUCUCGAUUCUGCGGCAGACGCAGGCUUAUUGUACCGACAAUGAAUGUCUCAACCUGUCGAGACUUCCUGGGCCCAGAAAUGGCUUACCAAGUUCGGAUUUCUUUCUGAUGUGCAUGACUUUUGGGAUCAUCGCUUUAAUGUAUGCACUUAGGCCAAGAUCUCUUCGCCAGGAAAGGGCCGAAGGUAGCAAGACACGGAAUAACGGAGGCGGGCCCAAUGGCGAUCCACCUGCUCCUCCGCCAACAGCCGAUUGAAGACCACCUUGAUGUUAUCUAAAGUUCAUUAAGCUCUUAUAGCUGGAUCUAUCGAGCUUAAAAUCGUUAAAGACAAUAAAGCAAAUAAUUGAACCGUCACUUCUCCGUUUCACAUGAUAAAUAAGGGUCGUAAUGAAAAACGUAAUUUUGAUUAAGGUAUAUAACUACGAAAAUAGGGAAGAGGACCAUAAUUAUAAAUAUUUAUGUAACAGUACAUACACAAAAGUGCCUUUCUGGCUUCUUAGUAUUGUAGAUCAAAUUAAAUGCUUUCAAAAAAGAAAAAGGUAAUUGCGAACAAGAGCUGUAUGGAUUUCGAUAUACCUUGAUCGAUAUAAAAUCAAUAUUUUUUAAAUAUUAUUUUAAUGAGAACGAUGCAAAUUUUGAAUCUCCAAUUGGAUGCUGAGCAUAUGAUAAUUAGAGAUUAUUAUUUUUCAAGAUAUUGUUAAAUUAAUAAAAAUAGCAGAGGGUCCAACUAUUUUUAGCACAUUUUUCGAAGUCCUCUACAAUAUUUUUUAUACUCCAAGAAGACCUUUUUCUAAGAUUGUAACAUUCCUGCAUAAUCUCUUCAAAUAAUAAAAUUGGUUAAUUACUCACGA